Protopolystoma xenopodis is the source of this 348-nucleotide messenger RNA. NCBI's taxonomy places the organism in Eukaryota, Metazoa, Platyhelminthes, Monogenea, Polystomatidea, Polystomatidae. The record is from the annotation of a GenBank genome assembly.
AUGAAUUGGGGUGGAGAAGAGAUUUGGCUACACGAAUUGGAGGUGAGGGAUGAGGAUAUAGCCCUAAAAGAUGCGAAGUGCACCAGGACGGAGGGUAGGAUAAAAAAUAGGAAAGUGGUCAAGACGUUGACGAAAUCGGCCAAAACGCCUGAAGAUGUACUCAGUCGAAUUCCAAUGCCAGAAAAAGACACGAAGACGAUGGCAGACACAAAACGGAGUGCAUGUUUCGAAGACUCUUUGAAAUCACGACCAAAUGGCGUAAGCGUGGCCAAAAAAGAGUACGACCCAAACAACAACAACCCUAUCUUGGGUUUCAUGCCUACGAUUUACUUUAGUCUGCUCUGUUAA